Molecule: messenger RNA, 978 nt
Organism: Musca domestica (house fly)
Lineage: Eukaryota; Metazoa; Arthropoda; Insecta; Diptera; Muscidae
Exons: 3
Coding region: 453-773 (106 amino acids)
Source: RefSeq, a predicted model, not a curated record
UUUGAGUACAGCAUGAAAUACUCGUGUAGCUGUAUCCAUCCCCCCAACAGCUCGGCUGGGCUAGUGGCGCUUUGCUCUUAUUUUCAGUUUGUGUUUUUGGGGACGAAUAUAAAAUCAUCUGCCAGGAAUGAUACUCCGGUCAAACGAAGAAACGAAACGGAACCGAACGCAACGCAACACAACCCAACUCAACUCUAGGCUAACAAAAUUGCAUUGCAUUGUGAGCGCGUGUUAUUAUUUUGCUCGUUUCGAAAACAAUCCAGACAUUUUAUAAAAAAGGCGAGCGAACCAACAACCCCAAACAAUAAUAACAAAUUUUUACUUCCGCGUGUAAACAAAACAAAAAGCCGGACUAAAUAAAUAACACGCCUUUGAGGAGAAAUUAAAAACUAUUUUCAAUUAAUUUUUUUAUAAAUUAAAACAAAACGAAGUUUUAAAGGACUCAAGUCAUCAUGCUGAUGAAAUGGUUACGAAUUUUAAUGCGCCUAUUGAUGGUUGCCAGUGUCAUUUUUAUCCUACUGCCUGCUACCGUUCAAUGUGGACCCGUGCCAAAAGUCAAUGAGCACGAAAUGCUAAUGCCCAAAGUACCACAAUGGCAUUGUUUGCGUUACUUUAAACAUGACGUCCUAAUGAUGAGGCGCUGUCGUCAUUUAAGAGUACCGACCGCACCACGUUUGGGUGAUGUGAAAAAACUCAGCCAAAGUUUAAAUUAUAAUUUCGUUAAAACCUCAGAUAACAACAAGACACCAACUACCAACAGCAAAAACAGUUGAUUAAAUGUUCCCAAAUAAAUUUUGGAUUAAAAGAAAGUGUUCCAAAGAAGUUCCCUUUGCGAAAUGCCUUCAUUUUAUCUUGUAACAUAAAAGUUAGUAGCAACUACCAUGGUAUUCAUUUAUAGAUCCCAAAGAAUUUGUAUUUGUAAAGACAUGAAACAAAACUUUUAUGCCUUUGUACUUCAUAGAUUUAAGUUAAUGUUUU